UGAGUAUAAAAUGGUCGAGUAAAUCUGAGGAGUUCGCAUUCGUGCAAAGCAAAGCGGUUCCUUGUGGUUCUGUUGGCUAGCAUUUUUUGCAGGAGAUUCACAGCGCUACUUGCGGGUGACUCUUGUAGAUUUCAGAAACUCCGAGUUUCAGCAGUGAUUUACUUCCUUCAGACAUGUCUUCCCAGGUGAUGAACAGUGCCUUCAUGGCUCCUCGCGGAAUGCUUGGUGCCCCAGCCCCAGUCCAUCUAAGUGCUCCAGUGCCUUCUUAUGAUGGUGCAUUCUAUCCUUACCAGAGGAAUGCCACCGUCGUCGACACUGUGUCUAGCGACAUCUUACAUAUGGUACACGAGCACUGGUAUCAGUUUCCACCUCUGAACCCCCUGUGGCACAGCCUUUUAGGUUUGGCUAUGAUCGUUUUGGGAAUCAUCAGUGUUAUUGGCAAUGGGAUGGUUAUCUAUCUCAUGACAACAACUAAGAGCCUCAAGACACCAACAAACAUGUUAAUUGUAAAUCUUGCUUUCUCGGAUUUCUCAAUGAUGGCCUUCAUGAUGCCCACUAUGGCCGCUAACUGUUUCGCCGAAACGUGGGUCUUGGGACCACUUAUGUGCGAAAUAUACGGGAUGGCUGGCAGUCUUUUCGGCUGCGUUUCCAUCUGGACCAUGGUAAUGAUCGCAUUCGACAGAUACAACGUCAUCGUCAGAGGUAUGUCUGCAGAUCCUUUAACUAGCAAGAAAGCAGCAAUUCAGAUCCUUUUAGUGUGGACCUGGUCAGCUGUAUGGACUCUUCUUCCGAUGUUCGGCUGGAACAAGUAUGUCCCCGAAGGUAACAUGACUAGCUGUACCAUCGAUUACUUAACGAAAGACUGGUCAUCAUCUUCAUAUGUUAUCUUCUAUGCCCUUGCUGUUUACUUUAUACCUUUAUUUACCUUGAUCUACAACUACACAUUCAUCGUUCGUUCUGUCGCAGAACACGAGGAGCAACUCAGAGAACAAGCUAAAAAGAUGAACGUUUCAUCUCUCAGAGCUAAUUCGGAUCAGCAAAAGCAGUCCGCUGAAUGCAGACUUGCCAAGAUUGCCUUGAUGACUGUCGGAUUGUGGUUCAUUGCAUGGACCCCAUACCUCAGCAUUGCAUGGAGCGGUGUUUUCAGUUCAGGAAAGCGCCUUACUCCUUUAGCCACCAUCUGGGGAGCUGUAUUUGCCAAGGCAGUUGCAGUCUACAACCCCAUCGUUUAUGGUAUAAGCCAUCCCAAAUACAGAGCAGCUUUGCACCAGAAAUUCCCAAGUCUCGCAUGCACUACAGACAGCGGUGACCAUGGAAGUGACACCAGGUCUGACACCACAGUCGCUUCCGAUGAGAAACCGCCAAAAGGUUCAGAAGCAUAAUUUUUUUAAAAACUAAAUCUUUCUGUUUCAAGCCUGUAAAGUUGUACGCUUUGCAACUUUUUCUAAAUGGUUUAUUCCAUUUUAUAGACUUGUAGAAGUAUUGCUGAAAUUCUGCAUUAAUAAAGCUGCCUUCAUUAUUUU
Messenger RNA from Stegodyphus dumicola, 1523 nucleotides. Its product is annotated as ocellar opsin-like. Gene Ontology annotation, molecular function: G protein-coupled receptor activity. NCBI's taxonomy places the organism in Eukaryota, Metazoa, Arthropoda, Arachnida, Araneae, Eresidae. The record is from RefSeq and is a predicted model, not a curated record. Gene Ontology annotation, cellular component: membrane. Gene Ontology annotation, biological process: visual perception; phototransduction; G protein-coupled receptor signaling pathway.